Sardina pilchardus (European sardine) is the source of this 4484-nucleotide messenger RNA. RefSeq names its product JAZF zinc finger 1b (gene jazf1b). Gene Ontology annotation, cellular component: nucleus. The transcript has 5 exons. The record is from RefSeq and is a predicted model, not a curated record. The coding region runs from base 200 to 931 and encodes 243 amino acids. NCBI's taxonomy places the organism in Eukaryota, Metazoa, Chordata, Actinopteri, Clupeiformes, Clupeidae.
CUGCCUGCCUGCACGGACCCCUCCUCCGAUUCUCUCUCGCGCUCCGCUCGUGCUGCCCGCUGCUCCAGCUGCUGCUGCUGCUGCUGCUGCUAUCGCCGCCGCUGCUGUCUGGCUGCCGGUGUCUGCGUGCGUGCCCGCCUCCUCCUUUCCGUCUGCCUGCUCCCCCGGUCCAUGUAGAGGCUAGCGGCAGUCGGACACCAUGACGGGGAUCGCUGCUGCCUCCUUCUUCUCCAACACUUGCCGGUUCGGAGGUUGCGGACUCCAUUUCGAAUCUUUAGCCGAACUGAUCGUUCACAUCGAGGACAGCCACAUCGACACAGAUCCUCGUGUUCUGGAGAAACAGGAGCUACAGCAGCCCACCUACGUUGCCCUCAGUUACAUCAACAGGUUCAUGACGGAUGCGGCGCGUCGUGAGCACGAGUGUUUGAAGAAGAAGGUGCAGCCCAAACUCUCACUCUCCCUGACAUCAUCCAUCGCCCGGGGCAACGUAGCCACGCCCCCAAGACACACCAGCGGAAACCUUACGCCGCCCGUAACCCCACCCAUCACCCCCUCGUCCUCAUUCAGGAGCAGCACACCGACAGGGAGCGAGUAUGACGAAGAGGAGGCGGAUUUCGAGGAGUCGGACAGCGAUGAGUCGUGGACGACGGAGAGCGCCAUCAGCUCCGAGUCCAUCCUCAGCUCCAUGUGCAUGAACGGGGGCGACGAGAAGCCCUUCGCCUGCCCUGUGCCCGGCUGCAAGAAGAGAUACAAGAAUGUGAACGGUAUUAAGUACCACGCCAAGAACGGGCACCGUACACAGAUCCGCGUGCGGAAGCCGUUCAAGUGUCGCUGUGGGAAGAGCUACAAGACGGCGCAGGGGCUGCGUCACCACACCAUCAACUUCCACCCGCCCGUCAGCGCCGACAUCAUCCGCAAGCUGCAGCAGUAGGCCACGCCCCCCUGUGACAUCAUACGCAAGCUGCAGCAGUAGGCCACGCCCCCCUGUGACAUCACACGCAAGCUGCAGCAGUAGGCCACGCCCCCUUGUGACAUCAUCCGCAAGCUGCAGCAGUAGGCCACGCCCCCUUGUGACAUCAUCCGCAAGCUGCAGCAGUAGGCCACGCCCCCCUGUGACAUCACACGCAAGCUGCAGCGGUAGGCCACGCCCCCUUGGCCGCCUGUUGCCGUGCCAACCAACCAGCCGACCUACCAACACCACCCUGACCCCCUGACCCCUCCCCACCAUUCCAACACCCUCCCCUCCCCCCCCCCCCCCCGAAGAGGGCAGCUGCCAGCCCUCACAUUCUACCUCCUCUCUGAGGAAACACACAAACACACACACACACACACACACCCAACACAGGUGUUCUAACAUAUACUCUACACACACACACACAUGACACACACACACAUGACACACACACACAUUUGCGCGUGUGUGCGCACACACACAGGCACACGCACACACCCCCCAACAUACACUACACGUUUGCAUGCUUUAAGUGUGUGUAUCAGCGCUGGGUUUGCUCCUCUCCUAUUGGGAUGAUGUAUUCUUAUAGAGUUCACACUUUUGUAUUUUUGCACACUCUUGCUUCCUUUCUGCCGAUUAUUAUUAUUUUCUUAUCGUUAUUAUUAUUAUUUUCUUAUCGUUGUUAUUAUUUUCUUAUCGUUGUUAUUAUUUUCUUAUCGUUGUUAUUCUCUGAUAUUAUGUUGUUUUCACACACAUGGUGCUUAGCGUGGAGGAAAGGUGGCGUGCAUUUAGCCAAGAGAUUUGGACCCCCACACCUCACCGACUCAGAGGACAGGAGGGACACACACACACACACACACACACACACACACACACACACACACACACGUAGUCCUUCCUGCCUGUUUGGUUUGUACUGAGUGAGCUGGUGUGGGGUGUAGUUGGAAGUAUUUGAAUGUUUUGUAUUAUAACAUGGCCGAUAUAUCUAGCGCAGCAUAGAGAUAGUCUUGUAUAUAUAUUCUAUAAACGUUUCCUAAUCAGAUGUGAGAUCUUUAUGCUUUAUUCCUGUAUUUGCGUUUUGAUUUCCUGUGUUCCUCCGUGGGGGGUUUUCAGCAGAGAAGAGAUUGCCUUUGAUGUGCACUCUGACACCGUUUCACAUUCCUCUAGCCUUCCCUGUCCCCUUCUCUCUCUCUCUUUUUCACCUCUCCUUCCCUGGUUCCUUUCUUCUGUCUCUGUCCCUCGUUACCUGCAUGCUUGUUCCUUCUCACCAAAACGACGACAAUCUCAGGAGUCCGAAACGCCAGCAUUACACAAACAACCCUCCCCCCCCCCCCUUGUGGAGAGCUGCUUGCACACCGUACCAACAACCACCAACAGCUGGGUCUGUGUUUCUUCCGCCAGUCUUGUGUGUGUGCUCUUGUGUGUUGGAUGGAGUUGUUCCAGUUUGACUGUUCUAGAGUCAGUGUGGAGUUGGUGCUCUGAACAUUCUGAAAACUGUAACCAAACCAACUGCCAACUUUAGAAUGUUGGGAUUAGUUAUCUAGGCAACAUUAGAAUGUUGGGAUUAGUUGUCUAGGCAACUUUAGAAUGUUGGGGUUAGUUGUCUGGGCAACUUCAGAAUGUUGGGAUUAGUUAACUAGGAAACAUCAGAAUGUUGGGGUUUGUCGUCUAGGCAACUUUAGAAUGUUGGGAUUAGUUGUCUAGGCAACUUUAGAAUGUUGGGGUUAGUUGCCGUUUGUUGGGUCGGUGUGCAAGCGCCUCAAGCUGUUACAAAACCCCAGACCCUGUGUGUGUUAGCGUGUGAGCGUGUGUGUGUUAGUGUUGGGACUAUUUAAGCCCCAGAACCUGUGUGUGUUAGCGUGUGUGUGUGUGUGUGUUUGUUAGUGUUGGGACUAUUUAAACCCCAGACCCUGUGUUAGAGGGUGUGUGUGUGUGUGUGUGUAUGUGGAGGGGGGUAGUGUUGGGACUGUUUAAACCCCAGACCCUGUGUUACAGAGUGUGUGUGUAUAGGGGAGUGCAGUCCUGAGAGUAUUAAAGCAGUGUGUGUGUGUAUGGGGGGGGGGGGGAGUGCUGAGAGUAUUAAAGCACUUUGUAGAGACCAGUUGCCAACAUAGUUUAAGGUGUUUUUGUUUUCGUUGCCAACCUCUGCAGGCCGCAGGUUGUCAUGCCAACGAGUGUUCCGCUGCAGGAUCCAAACACAGCGUUCUGUUCAUCCCCCCUCCGUCUCUCUCUCUCUGUUCUGUUCAUCUCCCCCUCCGUCUCUCUCUCUCUCUCUGUUCUGUUCAUCCCCCCUCCGUCUCUCUCUCUCUGUUCUGUUCAUCUCCCCCUCCGUCUCUCUCUCUCUCUCUCUGUUCUGUUCAUCCCCCCUCCGUCUCUCUCUGUCUCUGUUCUGUUCAUCCCCCCCUCCAUCUCUCUCUCUGUUCUGUUCAUCCCCCCCUCCGUCUCUCUCUCUGUGUUCUGUUCAUCUCUCUCUCCUCCCCAUCUGAUAACUGUUGGUCUUUCUCUUUAUCCUUUCUCUCUCUCCCUCUCCUUCUCUCCUCCCUCUCUCCUGUGUGUGUGUGUGUGUGUGUGUGUGUGCGUGUGUGUAUGUGUGUCUGGUUGCCUUUGAAUUGUGGACCACAGCAGCAGUGAGUUCUGAGCGGAGCCGCAUGCCAGAGCCAAUCAGUCGCGAGCGUGCUGGUGGGCCAUGGACCAAUCACAGGCCGGUCCACUACGGACUCGGCCGCCGCCAAAAGCUGGGCUGUCCCGGACGACGCCCCCCAGCUGAUCCGAUUAGUCUGUGAUCCGACGGACUGCCCAGUCCAGAUCCCUUAGAGUGUGUGUGUGUGUGUGUGUGUGUGUGUGUGAGUGUGAGUGUGAGUUCUAAUUCUGCCUGACCCGUUUGGUGUCGUGAGGUCACCAGGCCCCCAAGCAGAGGGACUUUGAGUGACAGAGCAUCGCACCAAUGGGACGCAAGCAAGCAAAGGUGCUGGCAUGAAUGGGCAUGUCAGGGGGGAAAGGGGCGGGACCAAACUCAGUCCCCCCCCCCCGGGCGGGCCUGUCAAUCAGUCAACAUGACCUCACCCCCCACCAUCAUCAUCUUCAUCUUCAUCAGUGCAUGGACGUAGAUGUGUGUUCUGAGAGCUUCUCCUUUAAGCGGCACACACACUGACUACGACAAGCGUAACCAUAGAGGUCAUUCAUAUUAAGGAGAGCGAUAUUUUGCUAAGUGGUCGUUAUGUUUGUCGGUGUCGGUGUGAGUGGCCCCCUAGCGUUACAGUUCAGUAUUACAGUGCCAGUCUGAGGAGAGUUUGAUAUGUUGUGUAUAGUGAAUGUAUCGUGUCUGUGUUUAAGUGCAUUAAAUUAUAUUUUCGUAUGUUUCUGGAGAACGACGUUCCUAUUAUGUGUAUGAAGUGAGCUCUGGGGCUGGGGGGGCUGUGUCCCCCCCUCACCCCGGAUGCUCUCUGUACUCUCUUCAAAAACAAAAAAAAAAGCUGCUUCAACAGUGUACACCUGAUUACAUUUGAAACAUUAAAAUGACCCCUGGAGUCAA